Molecule: messenger RNA, 744 nt
Organism: Papaver somniferum (opium poppy)
Lineage: Eukaryota; Viridiplantae; Streptophyta; Magnoliopsida; Ranunculales; Papaveraceae
Exons: 2
Coding region: 1-744 (247 amino acids)
Source: RefSeq, a predicted model, not a curated record
AUGGAUCCAAAUAGUUCACCUGGACCUGAUGGUUUUCCAGGUAGUUUCUAUAGAUUUUCAUGGGAUAUAAUUUGUCAAGACUUGAUAGAUGCAAUACAGUACUGUUGGAGAUGUAUAUUUAUACCAAGAGGAAUGAACUCCAGUUUUAUUUUCUUGUUGCCUAAAGUGGCUGGAGCCAAAAGAACAGAACAAUUUAGACCAAUUGGAUUGUCCAAUUUUUGUUUUAAAAUCAUCACAAGGAUUAUAACAACAAGAAUACAUGCAGUACUUCACAAGGUGAUAUCCUAUCAGCAAGUUGCUUUUAUAAAAGGAAGGAAUAUUCAAGAAAAAAAUGUACUUGCAUCUGAGCUGGUGAAUGAGAUGAAUACAAAUAGAAGAGGAGGUAAUAGGGCUCAGACAGGGAGACCCACUCAACUCAUUAGUGAAACUGCAAAAGAAGAACUUCUCUCAUCGAUCAAUUCACUUUCUCCCAUUUUAUUUGUGAUAGUUGAGGAGGUUUUGAGUAGAAAUAUAACAAUAAUGAUUCAAGAAGGGUUAAUACAAACAAUGGUCAAUAGAAAUGGAUGCCAGCCAUCUCAUCUAAUGUUUGUAGAUGAUAAAUUCAUAUUCUUCAAUGGGCAUAAAAGAACAUUGGAUAACUUAACGGAUUUUCUAAUGAGAUAUCAGGCAGCAUCAGGACAGACAGUUAAUAGAGCAAAGAGUAAAUGCUUUGUGGUGGAGUUACAGAAGACAGAAGACAUGUAA